AUGGUCGAUUUUCUCAAGGCCCAAGGCUAUCCGAAGAGCCGCACAGUGAGCCGCUUUGACCGGGUGUCGGGUACGAUGAGCAACAUCGUGCUCGAGGAUCGAAUUUGCGGCAGCGUGGUGUUCGGUGAAGGUGGGACAAAGGUCUCGAUUCGUCCGAACGCAACCUCAACGCUUGGAAUCGCCUACGGCUUGGACACCUUCCGCGCAGUCUCUCUGAGACCACGAGCAUCGUCGAUGCAGGGCUACUUUCUGAGCGGUUUUUUGGGGACACAAGCAGUGGUGAACGAUUUUUUGAGGGCCGAUCAUGCUGCGCGAUCUGGAAGUGGAGGAUCUGGAACAGCACUGGCAUCGAAUAGCUCUUCCGCGACACCUCGUUUCGUCUCCCAGAAUGUGUCUAUCGCCUCCUUCGGCGUUCCUAAACACCAGGAUAACGCUGUUUUGACCUUCUCCGGUAGCAGACUUUGGAACCAAAUUUGGUUUGCCUUUUGUUUCCCUGUUUUGCCUGUCGCUGGUAAGAUUCUACGGGAAAAAGAGUCUAAAAUCAGGGAUGGCAUGCGCAUGAUGGGUUUGCGUGAUGCUGCGUUUUACUUGGAAGAUCUAGUCUUCAAUGCCUUGAUUGCGAUUCCUGUUGCGUUGUCGGCUUCCGGGACACUCUGCAUUCUGCCGGACAUGGUGUUGUACAGCAGUCCAUUCUUGAUCUUUCUGCUGUUCUUCUUCACUUUGUGGCACACGUUGCAGUUUGCGGUAUUCCUCACGUCGUUUUUCAGCAGCAGCUUAUUUGGGAAGAUCGUGUGUUUUGGCGCCGUCUUUAUGAGCUUGCUGUUUCUGGAGUUGACCGACGGUGGGUGGGAAACGACGCAAAUUUCGUUUUUGGGUCUGUUUUUGCCUGGUUGUGCGUUCAAAUAUUCGAUGGCCGCAUGGUUGGAGCUGGAAUUGAUGACCGAUGGUCUGACCACGAAAACGAUUCACUGGCGUGAAGACCGAUUUUCAGUUUUGGACGCGAUUGUGAUCCAUGUUGUGGGGUUGUUCAUGUACACGUUCUUGUUUGCUUAUUUCGACCAAGUUGUGCCCACUGAAUUCGGCGUACCGCAACCUUGGUAUUUCCCUCUCACAAAGGCGUUCUGGCAAGACCAAGUGUUGGGAUGGAAUGCGAACGAGAACGAGGACAAAGAGAGUUCAAAAGGGGAUGCCAAUGAUCUUGUGCUGGAAGGAGGUGGUCGUGAAGAUGAAAACGACUCUGCAGGAGCUCAGAAUGGAGUCGCUUUUGAGAAGCGCACUGAGCAACAUCGUGAUGCUGAGCGAAGGCAUGAAUGCGUCAAGGUUUUUCAUUUGCGCAAAGAAUUCUUCGUCGACAAUUCGAAGAUUGUUGCAGUGGACGACUUUUCUACGACCAUGUACAAAAACGAGAUCUACGUUCUACUCGGACACAACGGUGCUGGGAAAACGACUACGUUUUCGAUGUUGACGGGCUUGAUUCCGACGACGGCUGGAACCAGUAAUUUUUUCGGCGCGAAGCAUCAGAACUUCUUCACCCAUAGCAGGGACAAAGUCGGAAUUUGUCCACAAUUUUCGGUGCUGUGGCCACAACUGACAGCUUUAGAGCAUCUAGUCCUCUUUGCGAUGUUUAAAGGUGUGUCAAGAGCAGAGGCCCAGCGUGACGCGAAGGAGCUGUUGCGAGAACAAGGCAUGGAAUUCAAGAAAGACGCUUUAGCGAGGACGUUGUCAGGCGGAAUGCGAAGGAAAUUGUCAUUGGCUAUCGCUUUUACUGGCAAUCCAUCAGUUGUUUUCCUUGAUGAGCCAAGUUCUGGACUCGAUACCAGCGCUCGUGCCGAAAUGUGGAAUCUGCUGCGUACUCGCAAGGACGGUCGCGUCAUCGUGCUCACAACGCACUACAUGGACGAAGCCGAUGCCUUAGGAGAUCGCAUCGCUAUCAUGUCUCAAGGUCGCAUCAAAUGCUGUGGGAGUCCGAACUUCCUCAAAAACGUCUACGGGUGCGGCUACAACUUAUCGUUCACUUUAACGGAGUCUGCAGUCUCGAAGAACGCUGGAGCAAAUUUGUUUUACUUCUUGCAGGAAACACUGAAGCCUCAUGACGUGAAACUACUUUCAGUAGCGGGAAAAGACAUGCUGUUCUUAGUUCCGUUCGAAGCUAGUGCAAGGUUUGAGAGGGCGUUUGGAUUAGUGGAGGAGUACAGGGAUGCCCUGAAAAUCAAGAGCUGGAACUUGUACGUUUGCAAUCUAGAAGAAGUCUUCCUGAAGAUCGCUAGCGACGAAGAAGAAGCGCUUGCUGUGGCUGCUACUAAUGGCGAAGGUGGAGGAAGCAAGAGCAAGAGGACUUCUACAACUGAUGCUUUGUCGAACUUGAUGAUGGGUGGUGGAGGUGGCAAAGAAGUAGUAGGACAGCAAGGUGGCACCAUUGUGCAAGCCUCGACUCACCAAGCCACUCAACAUCACGCACUGAUAACCGCCGCUUCGCGUGAAAUGUCCAAGGAGGUACCAUCAAGAAGCGCCACAAAGGACGUGAUCGAGAAAAUCAUCCGUGGUGAAGCGCCAACAGGGAGUGCAGCUGCUCAACUUCUGCAGCAACAGCUGGAGAGGGAACAAGCAGGCAUUAGUGUGAGGAAUAGUAGUACGACAGGAGGUGGAGGUUCGCCAGGAGGAUCGCUAAUUGCGAAGGACGGGGAGCAUAGUAUGUUUCCGCCAGCAGAUAGCGGUACAAGGAGUGGUGCUGGAGCUGCGACACUAAUUGGCCACACGGACGAUCAUAGGGAUUUUGAAGAUGCCCAUUCUGUUAGCGCCAAAGAAGUUCAAAUCUCGCAUGAAUCAGUGUUACAUACACCAGCAGCCGAAGCGGAACGAGAAAAAUCCGCAACUUCUUCUUUUUCACUCUACUCGAAUGACAAGGUCGUGCCAGCUGAGCUAUUAGGUAACGGCAGUGUAGGCGUUGCUGGUGUACCAGCUGGAAAGCCGGGCACUGGGGACGAUGGUGGCAGUCCUUUAAUCGCUGGUACUUCUAGUGCAACUAAGAAAACCAAAACCAGUCCUGCUAGUCCUACAGAUGGAACUGGGCCUGCAUCUAGUGAGCAGAAUCAGUAUGGCGUGAGUGUCAGGCGUCAAAUGCGAGCUCUGCUAUGGAAACGCUACUUGAACGCCAGAAGAGAUUGGAUUACUACGUCAGUGCAGCAGAGCUGUCCAGUUUUGCUCGUGUCGCUGAGCAUUAUCUUCCUCCUAAUCAGCUUCAAGGACUUGCCGUAUAGGUCUUUGGCUUACGACGUGAACUUCAACCUGGAGUUGGACGAUGCGAAUGAGCGUUUCGUGGUACCAAUCGGCUUUUCGGACAUGGAUAACCCUACAAUUUUCGAUGCUCCGACGAAUGUCGGAGGUUUCAACGGUGAAAUCCCGAGAACUCUGCGGUCCACGGAACGAGGUGCUAAACUCCCUUUGUGGGCAGUUGAUCAGCCAUGUCCGACAGAAGGCGGCUGUAAAAGCUUGUCUAGCGGGGCGUCAGCUGCUGCAUUAUUGACUGCUGCAGACUCCUCUCAGUCCGAAUCGUUGUCCACCUCGAGCGCCGCCAUUUCAGGCAGUCAAUGUCCUGCCGGUCAGCAGAGCGUCUAUGAUGGUGUUUUGUCGUUUGUUUUCUCAGCGUUUCAAGACCAGGUGGAUCCGUUUGAGGGUGGCUUUGGUGGAGGAGGUGGCGCGGUGGCGAACAGCGAUGGCCAAGACCAGAGUGCCACGGCGACUGGAAACGCCACUUCGGCGACUAGCUCCACAACUGCUGCAUCCAUGGGAUUCGCAACGGCAAGCGGCAGCUUUUCAACCAGUUCUAUGGCGAUCUCUCGAUUGCCGACAAUCGAUCAGAAAAACGCUUCGCGACGCUUAGUCUUUGCUCUAGAGGAUGCAGUGAAAGGCAGACCAUUUGACUCGUCUGCUUACGGUGCGAUGAUGUUUGCGGAGAACAAGAACGUCAUGCUGCACGUGAAUCACACGGGCUAUCACAGUGCACCGAUCAUGCUGCAAUACUUCUACAACUACUUAGCAAGGUUCGAUAUGGAGCAAAGCUCUAGUAGAGUUGGCAGAAGUGGUUCAUCUCCAUCCCCUUCUCCCGCUGUCGACGUCGCCAUCCAUCCUCUACCUCAGACAGACCAUCAAAAAGCUUUUCGGCUACGUUUUCAAUCUUUCUCAAUCGCUUUCAACGUGAUGAUAUCUUUCGCUUUCGUCAGCUGCUUCAGCUUGACUUUCAUCGUGAUGGAGAAGGAACUGGAGAUCAAAACCCAGCAAUUCAUCAAUGGCGUAGCGAUUCCAACGUAUUGGUUUUCGAACUACAUCUUCGACUUCUGCACCUUCAUCUUCCCGAUACUCUCACUCUUAGCAGCCCUCUUUGCCUUGGAAGUGGUCUCGCUGAUUGGACCAGAUUCUCUGCCGGUGUUUGUCACCCUGAUGGUGCUCUUCGCGAUGGCGAUUCCUAGUUUCUUUUACAUCUGCGCGCACUUCUUUCGGACAGCGGAGUCGGCACUAACGACUGCUUUGGUAAUGAAUCUCAUCAUUGCCACUAUCCUCUUCUUAUUGGUGACCGUAUUUGAACUGAUGCCGUUUCCGUUGACGAGGCAGAUGGGUAGAGGAAUCUCCGGGAUAGCAAGACUGUGGCCCGUGUUCAUUAUGAUGAACAUGGGUUGCGUCGUGGUAGUGUAAUUUCAGUAGUUGCGUACUUACCCGUAAGAAGAUUUACAACCCCGCGUUCGUUCUUGAGUGGUAUAUUUCUCAAGAACUUUGCUUGCAGUAUUCAUGCCUCAUCGUUUUUUUAGUUCGGACUGGCUAGUAGAUCUAAAGAUCAAUAAAUGAGUCUCAAAUCUUCCUAACUUUCACUGCCACUUAUCUCGUCACGCUUCAUCCGUCAAUAAAUGAAUCUCCUGCUGCUCUUCUUCUAAUCUUUCCUUCGGCGAGGGCGUCCGUCGUAUGGCUUUGGUCUCCUUUAUUUGGGGUCAGCAGCCGCCAGAUUCCCUUUCCCCAGCCUAUUUUCGUGACUGUGAAGAACGGUACAAUCGCUAUGAAAUCGGCGGCCAUUAUUGCGCUCAGUCCAUGUGGGACGGAUUCGCCGCAGGUGAGGCUUUAGUCACACUGGCUCUGCAAGCAGUGUUUUACUUAUGGCUGCCCCUAAUCCAUCUCUACUAUACAUAGGGAUCAUCCCUCAAGCAACAUAUGAUGCACAUGCACACCAACACAAGGGAAACGCUGAGGACGCAUAAUAUGCUUGAGGGAUUAUUUCCACAGGGAUGAAUAGGGGAGAGGUCUAAUUUACAUCGCUAUCGCGAUAGCUAUCGACUUGGCACAAGAUGACAUUAGACUGAGGCAGCAAUUUUUGGAACCCGAGUUCAAUCCAGCAGUCAACAGAACCGCAGCGGUUCGAGAAUUGAAAGAUGGUGACGUCAGGGAAGAAGAGAAACGCAUAGUGGGAAUGUUGGAGGCGGAACUGGCGAGAGGUGGAACCACGGGUAGUAUUAAGGCUUGGGAGUUGACAUCUCUAUGCGCGUCUCUAUGUCUUCUUCAAGUAGGAAAGCCACAGAUACGCGAGCUAGAGAUGCCAACUUUCAACCCCUAAUAGUAGCUCUUCUAGCAGCAGAGGCGUCGUAGAUGUAGGUCCCGAAGAAGCGGACAAAACAUCCAUUUACUUCAAAAACGUAUCGAAGCUUUUCAGAGUGUCCACACGUUCCGCUGUAACAGAAGAGGUUGAUGUCACUGCAUCUAUAGAGGUAGAGCAGCAAGAACCAUCAAACGAGGCGAACUGCUCAAAUGAAGAAUUACAGGGCUUGAACAAUCCUAGCACAGCGUCUUCUUCUACUACACCAAGAAAACCUUCUACACGCGAAAAGAUAGGCCGUAAGGCGAUUCUCGCUAUGAAGCGUUUCUGGGAGUUUCUUCAAGACAGCAGCGAUUGUAUGCGCAAUUACUGCUGCUGCUGUUGUUGCAAGGCCAGACGCGGCAAACGUGUCGUGCGCGACGUCCACGCUGUAAGGGAUUGCAGUUUUGCCUUAGAGAAAGGUGAUGUAUUUGGCCUCUUAGGUGCCAACGGAGCCGGCAAGACUACGACGUUUCGCAUGAUGUGUGGCGUCACUGUUCCAGCGAAGGAUCCCGAGUCACAAAUCCGCAUUCAUGGCAAUGAUAUUUUCACGAAUCGCGCAGCCUGUAGGAAGCUGAUAGGCUAUACCUCACAAUCGAAUCCCCUAUGGAUGGGUAUGACAGUGAGGGAGCACUUGGCGUUCUACGCUAUGGUAAAGGGCAUACCAGAAGCAGAGCUAAACGCAACGGUGGACAAACAGAUGGCGGACCUGGAUUUGCUGUCGUAUGUGGAUAAAAGGGCUACGAAUCUGAGUGGAGGGAACAAGAGGAAAUUGGUAAAUUUGUAAGUUUGUCCUUGUCAGAUCUGAAUGAAGGUCUUCUUGGUUACGAAGACAUCUUCAUCGUACUUAUAAGGAUUUCGAUGCUUUUCUUGGACGUAAGGACUUCGAUUGUUCUUCUCUUGUGGCGCAGUAGAAAUAUCUGCUUUAUUAUGUAAAAUAAAAGUAAAUACCGAGGAUGAAAAAUAUCAGGUAAUCGCCAUGUCCCUGAUCGGUGCCCCGCCGAUUCUCUUCCUGGAUGAGCCUUCCGCGGGUAUGGAUCCAGCAGCGAGGCGCAAACUUUGGGGGAUCCUCCACUGGAUAGCCACCAAAAGCAAAAUGAGUACCGUAGUGCUCACAAGUCACAUUAUGGUGAGCAUUUAUCCAUCUUUCGCGGCAUCUUGAUCCCCUUUUGGCUUGUAUUCUUAUGAAAUACAAGGGGAAAGGGCAAGGGGUCGAGAUGAGGGGACCAAGAUGGAUUCAAGCUGAGUCUAAUCACAGCAUGAACGAAGUCGAAGCUCUCUGUAGCAAGCUGUGCAUCAUGACAAACGGCGUUUUCCGUUGUAUGGGCUCUCUUCCACGAAUUAAGGACUUGUAUGGGCGCGGCUUCGAUUUGUAUGCGAAGUUCCGGUUACCACGACGUGACGAGACGGAUUUCAUACUGCAGAAAGUCUUGGGGUUCGACUUGGCUCACAGGGAGUCAGACCUGCAGUUUGUGCAGGCAGCAGCUUUACUCGAGGAAGCGACGAACAGAGGGAUGACGGAUCGGCUGAUGGAGUUGACGGAACAGAUGUUUGGGGAUGCACUGGUGGCUGGAAAACAGAGUAUUAUUCUAGGGGCCGACGCAAUGCCCAACAAGAAUAUAGAAGAGGACGAGAAUGUUGACAGUACUAGUAGAUUUAGUCCUGCUGCAGGUGCACGAGACCUCCAAGACGACGCCUCAGCAAUGAUGUACUCGCAUCCUCUAGAGGAACGCCGUCGAGUAAGCGAAAUGCAGCGAAAAGACCCCCGCGAAUAUCUUAGACAACUUCUGGAGGAGAGAUCUUCCGUCUUUCCACAUGCUUCGAGGCUGCACAACAAGGACGAAAAAACUGCUGAAGAGUGGAGGUUGAUCCGCCAGGAUAGAGUAAGACUCGCAGCUUUUGCAGAAUGGUUUUUGUUCGCUUUGUGGCGCUUAGCGUUUUCGGAGUUUGUGCACAGCAGAGUUCCAGGUGCUCGCGUUCAAGAGCAAAGGCAGAACGUGCUGUUCUUUUCUUAUGACAGAACGAGAACAUAAGCAUUAGCAUAGUAACUACGUACUGUACAUCAUCAUAGAUGCUAUUAUAUAUGUAAUCAGUUAUACAGUUUCAGUAGUGAAGAUGCUGAUACAUAGUGUAGUUCUUAGUGAUACUCACUUUUAUGUCUUCUACUACGACUCACUCGUGGAACAGAUCUGUCUGUGUGUAUUCCUCUAAUGUUGAAUCCAGCAAGAACAGGACGACGAUAACGCACACAAAGCAACCUCCACUGCACCGAUACCAUUGGGAAAGUUGUUUGGGUUGAUGGAAGCGCACAAGAAUCGAUUCAACGUGAUGGAAUACGCCAUAACACCGACUACUCUGGAGCAAAUCUUCAACAACUUCACAUAUGCCCAAAUUGGCGAAGAUGAUGUGUAUGAGUAG
Messenger RNA from Amoebophrya sp. A25, 8032 nucleotides. The record is from the annotation of a GenBank genome assembly. Lineage: Eukaryota; Dinophyceae; Syndiniales; Amoebophryaceae.